This is a messenger RNA of Rhizoctonia solani, 2685 nucleotides long. Its product is annotated as ubiquitin-conjugating enzyme. The transcript is spliced from 15 exons. Bases 1 to 2685 code for a protein of 894 amino acids. NCBI's taxonomy places the organism in Eukaryota, Fungi, Basidiomycota, Agaricomycetes, Cantharellales, Ceratobasidiaceae. The record is from RefSeq and is a predicted model, not a curated record. Gene Ontology annotation, molecular function: ubiquitin conjugating enzyme activity.
AUGGAUGCAAAAGUGCGAGCCCUGGUGGAUAUGGGAGCAACCCCAGCGCAGGCGCGGGCUGCGCUCCGCAAGUUUAGUGAUGUUGAGACUGCCGCGGAACAGAUAUUCGACGGGAGGUUUGAUAAUGUUAAAGACGAAGACGAAGAGAUGAAGGGUAGCGAGAAGGACAAGGGGAAGAGGGCAACGACUCCAGAGGAUGACGACGAAGGUAUAGAUGAAGAGGGUGUUGAGGAUGAUGAUGGGAGUGCUUUAGACGACUAUGUGGAUUACGAUUCGGAUUAUGAGGCCAAGGCAGUUGCGGGGAAAGAUUCCGGGGUACACGGAGAUCCUUAUGCUGGCAAGUCAUUUCUUUGCCAGGAUCGUAAAGAAGAAGUUAUCGAAGUCGAGGAAGAGCCUGAGUUGGUGGUGAUUCCGGGCAACCCAGACCCUGUACCACUCAUGACCCAGAGUGAAUGGAUGAAAGGCUGUCCCGAGGGUGGUGAACAGGGGUUUUUGUUUCAACUCUAUAAUGGGCUUUCUACCGGUUCUUGUGCUUGCCCGAGUCAAUGUGGUGGAAGUAGGCCAAGGUCGAAGAAAGACUUUUUUGCGAUAUACAACUCGUUUACGACAUACACUAAUAACUUGCGGGAGACGGUUCACCAAACAUGCCCAAAGUGCAAGCAGGUGUACUGUUUAGCUUGUGGUGAAGGAGUAUCCUCCACUCCAGUUCAACAGCGUAGCUUCCCCGGCGCACCCGGAGUUGCCAAUGUCUUGUUCCACUGUGCCAAUUUACAAGGGGUCAUCCUAGGGAUUGGUCUUCAUAUGAUCGAGCAAUUAUUCCAGGAGCAACACCGAACGCACGAUGAUACAGUCGGUGGGACAAAGAAACGUAAAGUGUCCCCUCAAGCUGGUUCAUAUGAUGACGAAGACGAGUACAUAUCAAACGAGAUGGCUAGAGGAAAGAAGGCCAAAGCUGGAACUGGGUAUGCGGGUAUGGGGAAGGAAGAUCAUACCGGGUACAUGGAAGCAAUGCAAAGCCAAAAAGCUAGGGACACCAAGAUGGCUGGACUUAUGGCUGAAGUCCGCGAGUUCCUGCCUUCGCUUCAGCGAAAGGGCGGCGUACAGACAUCUGAUUACCUUGUUCAUCCAAGCGCCCUUGCCCAUCUCAGGCGAAGGUUCAAUUGGAUAGGAAGCACGCUCUUAAGGAACGAUUCACUGACAGAUAUGUCAGAUCGUUCGGUUCUGUACUUUGAACUAUUUUCAUGGCUUGAGACAAUUUCGAAUCAUGAAGCCUUGGCGUCUAUGAUGGCGAUGCCGAUUAUGGUUGUUGCCUCGAUCAAGCCCAAGGCUCCCAUAGCUGGUUCAGGCUCUAGGCCUGCUCAACGAGAGCGUAUCAUUAUGUACGAAGGCAGCUCGGGGCCGCGGGAACUACUCGAAUCGAUUGUUAUCCAGGCACAAGCGGCGAUAAAGGGACUAGAAGGGAUGAAGCCAGCAGAUACGGAGCAUACAGAGGGAGAAAUGACUGAAACCGAAAAACGCAUGACUGCUAGCGAAAAAGGAAAACAGAAAGAAUUGACGGACGCAGUGCCAGAUGAAAAUCUGAAUCUGCUUCGAUUCUGUGAACGUAUCCUCUCAGCUGCAGCUGGAAUUGAUCGCUCAUUGCGAGAGACAAAGGGUGAUGACUUUGUGAAUCGCUUACACGCUUCUUUGCCCAAAGCUGCUGGAGGCGGACCUUCGCAUGGUUUAGAAGACCAACCCACGAUAGUUCCUGGAGACAGUGACGAGGAAACCAUUCAGAUAUACGAGUCAUGGGCGAACAAAUGCCGAUUUGAGUACUGCGACCUAUCGAUACCGGCUCCAGCUCAAAAAGAGGGAGAAAGCACACCAUCGGCGCCCAGCUACAAAUUCUACUUCAAUAAUGAUGCACGAAUGCUCGCAAAUGCAGAUAUUCCGAAGAGAAGUUUAGCUAUUGCCAAAGAGCUCGCUGUUUUGACGACCAAUCUACCUGUCGCAUGGGGAUCUUCCGUAUUUUUACGUGUGGACGAGUCGAGAGUGGAUGUCAUCAAGGCGCUGAUAACUGGGCCAGAAGGAACUCCGUAUUAUAAUGGAUGCUUCCUGUUUGACAUUUUCCUCGGUGCAAGCUAUAACAACUCUCCGCCUAGCGUUAAAUACAUGACAACCAACGGUGGGCGUUUCCGAUUUAACCCGAACUUGUAUGCAGAUGGCAAGGUGUGCUUGUCAUUGCUUGGAACUUGGUCUGGCCCUGGUUGGAUAUCCGGCAAGUCGACGCUACUUCAAGUUCUAAUCUCGAUUCAAUCUAUGAUUUUAUGCGACGAGCCUUACUUGAACGAGCCCGGCUGGUCGAGUGGAGGUGGUACUCCCGCUUCAAAAGCAUAUUCGGCAAACGUUAGGCGGAUGGUUGUUCAUACUGCCAUGCUCGGCAAUCUAAAAGCACCUCCGGAGCCAUUUUCAGAUGUGAUUAGCACUCAUUUCCGACUGAAAGCUCGUUCGCUGUAUAAACAACUCGACGAAUGGCUCGAACUGGAUGAUGGUCGACCUCUCGACGGUCAAAACGGGGGUGGACAGCUAAACUCCACGGGCUCGGGUGCCGGACAAGCGCUUCGUCGUGAUGUACAGGAGCUCAAGUCACUUUUAUUGAAGCUAGAUCCCAAAGCUGCAAGCGAUAGCACAGCAAGCUCAGACUGA